Molecule: messenger RNA, 4503 nt
Organism: Petromyzon marinus (sea lamprey)
Lineage: Eukaryota; Metazoa; Chordata; Hyperoartia; Petromyzontiformes; Petromyzontidae
Source: RefSeq, a predicted model, not a curated record
CUUGCAGUGAAGAACCACUAACCUGUUCUCCACAGCGACACUUAAGUCGUGGUUGUAAAAUGUUAUCAUUAUUUUGAGUUUGUAUUUACGCCCCCCAUCACGGUCGCGUUCCCGCCACCCGGCAGCCAAUCAGCGGCGCCGUUGCUGCCGCGCGCGGCUCGCCUCAGGCAAUCGGGGGCCGUGGCAGAGCGUCCCGUGUCCUGCUGCUACAGGGCGGGGGGUGACCGGCACCAUUCCGUUCGGCCCUGUCGUCAUCUCUGUAGAGAGAGAGAGAGACGAGGAGACGAGGUGGACGAGGAGGAGGUGGAGGUGGAAGACGACAGAAGAGCGAGGAGGUGGAAGACAAGAGCGAGGAGGAGGUGGACGAGCCUCUUAGCACCGCGCCCCGCAGUGGCACACAGGAGCCACUGCCCAAGGCACGAGUGGAAACGGCAGCACAGGUCCCGCCUAAGCCAAACCAUUAAUCUAAACACGUUGCCUGGCCCAGCGCUAAGACUCUAGGACUCGCUUUCUUCCCGAUUCUGCGAAUCGCUGUGACCAACCGUACCACCACCAUGCACCGGCCACCAAAGCUAGCCACUUUUGGCAAUGUGCGCCGCCCGCCGUCACAUAUGGCGCCGGGCGGACCAUCAUCGUGGGGCCACCCCUCUCAGCGGCCCUGCCCAGGUGGGUUCCGGCGCUCUGGGUCCCCACCGUGGAAGAUGGCACGCGUGGAGGAAGAGCCACACGCGAUGCACCGGCGUUACGAGCAGGGAGAGCCAUACGGAGCACCGGACCCGUACGCGCGCCAGUCCCACCACCACGAGCACGAAAACUAUGGCAUCCACGAAGGUCAGUACCAUACCGACGAGCUUUACCAGAGCGAGGAAGGCUACAGGGAGGAAGAAGAGGAGGAAGCCUAUGAGAUGGAGGCCCCCUAUGUUAGGGAGCCGCUGGACAGGUUUCCAGGCCCGGAUAAGGCUAGCACGCGGAAUGAAGCAUUCUCGGAGAGGUGGAGAAUUGCGCCAAGGGACGACCCCCACUACGACGACCCCUACAAACACGAUGGCUACCCCGACGUGCCCGAACCGCCACGCUUGUACGAGCGAGUGCUCGGCAGACGCCCACCCAUGGAGGCCUGUGACCAGCAUUCCCCAGUCCGGCCAGGUUUCUCCGAAGCAGACAGGCAGGAGCAGGACGACCGCGAGACGGCCACCGACCUGCUCGUUAACUUUGGCGGAUACUCGGGCCCGCACCGGCGCCCAUCCAGCGCGCCCAACCGUAAGCAACGACUGGCGGCGCUGCUCACCAGCCUGGGCCUCACGCUGGACGACCUCCAGGACCUGGACACGUUCGGCGAGGAGGAGCUGACGCCUGGCCGCUCGCUCGAGAUCCUCAGAGACAUCAGCAAUCGCAAGCUGAUGAACGUCGCGUGCACCGUGAUGGGAAGCAGCGAGGCGGCGGCCGCCGUCUCCGCUAUCACCGCCACCACCACCGCCACCUCCCCCAGGAAGUCAGCGACGACAGCGACGGCGAUUGUGGAGGAAAAACGGCCGAAGGUGUGGGACUACACGCAUGGAGGAAAGGACACGUACUCUGGCUGCCCCUCCCCUCAGCAAAAGAACGACUACUUUGGGCGCCGACCGCCAAAGUUCCCGCACACCUGCUGCAUUUGCAACAAACCCCUGAGCGGGAUCCGGGACUGGACAAAGCACAUUACUGGACGCAUUCACCAGGCCUCUUGCGAGUUCAUCAAGGAAAAAUAUCCAUUGUGGAAGCCGGAGAACUGGUACGAAAAGAGCAAAAGCAGCGAACAGAAAAAUAACAACAGCAAAGAGAAGGCAGAAAAUGCUGACGGCACCAGUGAACCCGCGGUCAACACCGCCGUGGUGGAGAUGGAGCUGGAAAGCGAUACGGAAGAGGAUAGCACCGCGACCUCUGCCAAAGUUGAUGUCGGUGUGAGCGGUGUGGCCGGAAUGUCCAGUGGGGCCAACAUAUCCGGUGGAGCCGUAACAGCUGAUACGGACAAGAUAGCUGGUGGGCCCAGGAUGACCAGUGGGGCUGGGAUGUCCAGUGGGCCCAGGAUGACCAGUGGGGCCAGGAUGUCAGGUGGGGCUGGGAUGACCACUGGGGCUGGGGUGUCUGGUGGGGCCAGAAUGUCAGGUGGGUCCGGGAUGACCGGUGGGGCUGGGAUGUCAGGUGGGUCCGGGAUGACCGGUGGGGCUGGGAUGUCAGGUGGGGCCAGGAUGACCGGUGGGGCUGGGAUGACCAGUGGGGCCAGGAUUACCAGUGGGUCCGGGAUGUUUGGUGGGGCCAGAAUGUCUGGUGGGACCAGAAUGUUAGGUGGGGCUGGGGUGACCCGUGGGGCUGGGAUGUCCGAUGGUUCUGGAUUAUCUGGUAGGGCCAUCAUGUCUGGUGGGCCUGACGGUUCUGAUAGACCUAUCAUGUAUGGUGGUAGUGAUGACAUGCCUGGUAGCGCCAGGAUGUAUGGUGGUACCGGGAACAUCCCUGAUAGGGCUGGAUCAUCUGGUCGUGGCGAAAUGCACAGUGAUGGCAGUAUAUCCGAUAGAACCGGCAAGUCUGGUGGGACCGACGUUCAUGAUAGGUUCAGCAUGUAUGCCAGCGCCAGAAUGUCUGGUGGUGGUGACACAUCUGGUAUGGUCAGGAUGCCUGGUGGUACUGGUGUUAGUGACCGUUCCGGCAUGUACGGUGGUUCCAGUGUGUCUGGUAGGUCUGGUAUGUCACCUCGUGGUACUGACAUAUUUGGUCAGACUGGGAUGUCCGGUAGGGCUGGGAUGUCUGGUAGGGAUGGAAUGUCCGGUAGGGGUGACAUGGUUGGUAUGACCAGGGUGUCUGGUAGUGGUGCCAGAAUGUAUGGUGGUGGCAAUGACAUGCCCGGUAGUGACAUGCAUGGUGGUGGAGAAGCAUACUGUGAUGACACUGCAUACAGCAGUGACCGUAGUGGAGCCGGUAUCGGUGCGUACGGUGGAUACGACAGAGGCCGAAAUUACAGUGGAUCCGAACCAGCCAGUAGCAGCAACGCCGAUGAGUUUGGUAGCAGGGCCAGCAGGUACUCUGUAGCCAAGUCGUACCGCGGUGAUAAUGUGUACGAGUACAGCCAAACUGAUGAUUACGGUGGAGUCAGCGGCAAAGGUUAUGUAGCCGACACAUACGGUAAAAGUGACGGUGUGUACAGGAGAGCCGGUGGGGGCAGGGUGGAUGGGUUCGGCAGUGAAACUGACCUGUAUGGUGGUGGUGAUGAUGAUUCUGGUGGUGGUACAUACUUGGGGGAGAGAGUCUCUCUCAGCUCUUUCAGUGGAUCGCAGACAUCUGCCGGUGCCGACAUUUCCGGUGUAGCACGACUGUCCUAUGGAUCAGACGGUGUGUCUGGUCCUCGAGGCAUGUCUGGCUCUGCCAAGAUGUCUGGCCUCGAUAGUAUGUCUGGUCCUUCUCGUACUUCUGGAGGAAACAGAUUUGCUAGGGCCACCGAUCAUGCCAGCAUUGGCGCCCCAUUCCUGCCAAAAUCUCACGACAUGGUGAGCUGCACAUCGCACGCUCCGUGGGAAACCGAGGAGCACGACGGUGGCGAUGACGGCGGCGGCGGCAACGGCAGCAGCGCCAGAGCUGGUUUCGUUACCGGUGCUGAACCUGGUCCUGGCUACGAACGAUGGUGCUUCUCUCCGCCGCAGCAGAGCCACAGGGUGGCGCUACCGCCACCCCCGGAGCGGCACGGCAUGAUGACGGGCAGGAAGCGCUGUCUUUUGGAGGAGAAGAGCGAAGACUGCGACAAGUGGGGCAGUGACAUCCCAGCGAGUGGCGACCGCCACAGUGGUGAGAGGGCGCGACUCGGCCCGUAUCGCAGCACCAUGCUCGCCUGGAAAGACGAAUACAACAGCAGCGGUGGCGGUUGGCGCGCUGAUGCACGCUAACUAUUUGUGUAAUGAUUCGCCCGCACAUAGGUGGCAGGGUGACGCGGUGGUAACCGCUCGUGCCUCGCAGCAAGAAUGGCCUGGAUUCGAUUCCCGACUCGCACACCUUUCUGCGUGGAGUUUGUACGUUCUCUCACCCCCUGUUCUGCAUGGGUUUUCUCUGGGUUCUCCAGUUUCCUCCCAUUGCUAAAAACUGUACAAUUUAACUGGUGUUGGCCAACCAUCCCAGUAUAAAAUAAAUACCUACACCUUACUCAAUUGAGAUCACACAGCACCAACAUAACCCUCUCCUGCAAAAACUUGGCAUGACCCUUCUGAAUAAGUGUGUUGAGACUCAGUGAGGCUUUUCCUGGGUAGAUAAGUGAACUCAUAUGUACACUCACCCACGAUUAGUCAUGAUUGGGAGCCGCGAUUCCAUUCCAGGAUCAAGUGAUUUAUUUCGGUUAUUACUGCCUUGUUACCGUUGCUCAUUUGUUCCACCAUGUUUGUACAGUCUCAUUCGUUUCAGUAUACUGAAUGUAACACAAACGUGUAAUCUGCACAAAUUGUAAAUAAAUAAUUCCCCAUGCAUAAUGUUAUGCAUGUAUCAAAUGCA